Molecule: messenger RNA, 2298 nt
Organism: Sceloporus undulatus (fence lizard)
Lineage: Eukaryota; Metazoa; Chordata; Lepidosauria; Squamata; Phrynosomatidae
Gene: CENPM
Product: centromere protein M
Exons: 6
Coding region: 139-687 (182 amino acids)
Source: RefSeq, a predicted model, not a curated record
UUCCCCUCAGCCUUUACGUCACACCCCUGCGACCGCCUGGGACCUUUUAUCCUGAGGCGACGCCUAUUGACGUCACGAGGGCGCCCAAUUGGCGGCAUUUUGGAAUCGAGGGAUGCGCUCCUCUUCUCUUUGAGAGCCAUGUCGACCCUGUCUGCUUUCUGCAAGCUCCCGACGCUUAACUCCGCCACCAUUUUGUUGGUGGGAACAAAUGAUGUUUUCCAGCAGCAGCUAGCAGAGACAAUUCUUAAGGAAAAACAAGACUUAAAAAUAAAUAUCCACUUGACAUCCUCUCUCCCUUUACCUGCUGAGAGAGAUCACAUCCGGCCCAGGAUUGAUCUGAUUGUCUUUAUCAUUGACAUUCAGAACAAAUACAGUUUUAAGGAUGUCGAAACUUCGCUGUUACAUGUCGAUGCCAACUUUUUCCUUGGUAAAGUGUGCUUUCUUGCCACAGGUGUUGGUAGAAUGAACCAAAUCAGUGUGGAUAUGAAUGCUGUCUUGAAGCUGGCAGAUCGUUACUGUAGCCCUGUUCUGUUCUGUGAGCUGGAAUGUGAGAAGAUCAGAACUGCCACAGCACAGAGGCUUCUCCGGAUGCUGCAGAUAUGUAAUGGUCAUGUGCCGGGAGUGUCUGCCCUCUCCUUCAGUUCCCUAAUGAAAAAUUCAAUUGAUGAUUCUAGUUUCAUUUCCUAAAUAUAUUACUUUUUCAGAAAAUGGUUUCUAAAUUAACAGAAGUGCACUUGUACUUUUUAAGGGAGGAACUGCAAACAUUUUCAAAACAUGCAUCAUAUAGUUAUACAUUUUUCAAAUACAAGAUUUUAGUAACAAUUCUAACAUGGGACAGGAAAUGGAGAGUAGGUAUGUUUGUACAAAAUCUUUAAUGUCAUGCAUUCAGAAACAAAGGUUUACAAUCAAAUAGUGGAUAAGUAUACACAGGUAAGGCAGCUAAAUGUAAAACUCCACUGUAUUUCCAGAACAGAUGGGGUACGCCUUUUAAUCCCAGAAGUGCAACUGCUUUUACAUACAAGAGACUGCCAUCUGAUGUCUUGGGUACUAUUGUAAAGACGGAGAAGCUACAAACAGACAUAAUAAUAAAUAAUAAAACUUUUAUUUGUACCCCACUUUUCUGCUACAGAAGCAAUCAAAGUGGCUUACAUGAUUAAAAGACAGUCAAUAUACACUACAUAGUUUGUACAGUACUAUAUCGUAACACACACACCCUUAAAAAAGGAUUAAACACAUUACAAUUUAAAAUCAAUUGUUAAAAUACUGAUAAUAAUCUACUGGAAAUACAGGUAUUAACUUAACAUCUCUCGUCACCCCUCCUUCCUUCUCCCUUUGGAGUUCCGUUUUGAGAGGUUAACAAAUAGCCCCUUACAAGUCCUUGUAUCCCAGUCUUCCCCGACUUGGAUAUCUUCACCACAAAGCUGGCAAAUUGAGGAUAUCGGCUUGCAGAAGCUGAAAAAAUGGUGCCAAGCGCCUCUGCGGACAAACCAGAAGUCUCAUGUACAGUAUAUCAAAAUGCGCUGGAGAGCUAGUAGUUUCUAACAAUGUUGUUUUGCUGAGUAAAGCAGAGUUCUAGUAAUAACAAAUAGAGCAGAUAAUUAGCAGCAGAAGAUACUGUUAAUGGUCUUUUUGAUGGAAAAUGACCAUCCAACCAGACUAUCCAAUACAUCUAUUGUCUGUGUUAUUUAUGUUUACAAAUAAAAUAGUAAAACAGCUCAUAUUUCACUUACUACAAAUAUGUGGGGGCUGAAAAUAAAAUACACAACUUAAUGUAGGGUCAGCAGUAGUUUGAAAAGGACACAAAUAGCACAAGAACUUUUAAUGUCUUAAUAUAUAAAAUAAUUGCACUGGAAAAUACACACACACACACACACCACUUCCAGUGUUUUGCUUUCCUGCUUGACUUCCUGAAACUAAGGAUUUCUUAAGUUAUGGGUAGCUUGAAAUAUUGUUUUAGCUUUAGUGACAAGUGAAGGAACUUGAAAGCAACUGGAAUAUAUUGUAAUGGCAAUACAGGUGUUGAGUCUGUUGUUAUGAAAUGGUGGGUUUAUGUGCAUACUUUAAUCCUGCAAAUCUGAUUGUAUUAAUCUGACUAAAAUAUUUGUCACCAUGAGAUAAAGGAAUCUGAAUCUGUUUAUUUUGUUACUGGCACAUUUUAAAUUUUUGGUCUGAAUAACAACUUAAGGGAGAUGUACAUAAUGUAUGGAUUUCUUUAAGAAUUCUGGGCCUUUUUUUUAAGGGCUAAACCUUCACAAGUAAUUUAUUUAAUAUACAUUAAAAACCAUAUGGUAUAUAAAA